AUGAAGGUCUUUCUUUCAUUUACAGUCCUUGAAGUCCUUUUUCUGGUGCACAUUUCCCUGGCAGUCUACGUUCAGGAUGGAGACUUGAAAUUCUCCCUUGAGUCCGUGAAGAAGCUAAAGGAGCUUAUGGAUGAGAACAGACAAAGUAACCCUCGCAUGGUGGUUUCAAUGGCUAACUAUUCUCCAUGUGAUGAAAAAGAUCUCCCCGAGGAGUUACAAUCCGUGUGCGAAAAAGAAGAUGCAUCCGUGAUUUUUGAAAGGCUGAACUUGGCUGUCCAAGACGCUGAUUUGUGCGAAAUCUGUGCCAAUGCUGCCUGCGCUGGUUGCUUUUGA
Molecule: messenger RNA, 333 nt
Organism: Mesitornis unicolor (brown roatelo)
Lineage: Eukaryota; Metazoa; Chordata; Aves; Mesitornithiformes; Mesitornithidae
Product: guanylin-like
Exons: 3
Coding region: 1-333 (110 amino acids)
Cellular component (GO): extracellular region
Molecular function (GO): guanylate cyclase activator activity
Source: RefSeq, a predicted model, not a curated record